AUACAGAUAUUAUUAAAAACACGUACAACAAAGAUGAGGUAUCAAUUAAUGGAUCACAGAUGGCUAACAAAUAGUCAAAAAUACAGUAAUACUAAUAAAAAGACUAUACUUCUCAUGUACAUACAAUUAUUAUUAUUACAUAUACAUGGUUUAUUAUGUACCUAGCCAAAUGACCCGUACUUAUCAAAUUAUAAUUAAAAUAUAUCCCUGUUGUUAAGUCCAAAUUGAAUUAAUUAUCUUUUUUGGGUGGUAAAACUUAGCAUGUGAACCGUAGUUGUCAAUUACACAGAACGCAUGCAUGCACAAAAGUGUGUGCACUGCAAAUCAUCAAACCAUUCUCACCUUUAAAACUAUUCAACUGAUUCAUACAUCUUCCUCCUCCCCAGCCAUUCUGAUUCCAACCCCCACAAAACCAAAAAAGAAUAAAAUUUUCCUUCAUUUCUUUCCCAGUUUUUAUGUUAACAUUGGUUUUUGGGGGGCCAGUUGGAUCAUUAUCUGUUUGUUUCUUCUCACACAUUCUUGAAUUUCAAGUGAAAAUUGUGAAGUCAUAAGAUUUUGUCCUUGUACGUUGUUGAUCAUGAUCAUGGUAUCAACAAAAGCAAGUGUAGAUAUUAUUAUAUUGGGAUUCAAGAAAGGUUGAGAUUUUGAUUUGUCUGAUGAGCAAUAUCUCUUUAUGUUUAUGUUAAUUGAUUGAUGGGGAAUACAUGUUCGGGACCCACGUUGAACAAAGAUUCAGCAGAUUCAUCAAAGACAGAGGGAAAAGGCUCUGAUUCUGAUAAUGUCCAGAAGACCCCUCCUCCACAUCUUCAGAUACAUGGAGAUCAGCCUCUUCAGGGUGACGAGAAAUCAAGAAAUGAUCCCCCAAAGGGCGAUGGCGAUGGCGAUGGCGAUGGCAAUGAUGGCACUGUAAAUACCAAUAAGGCAGUGAAGGAUGUGAAAAGAACCAUGUCUAGAAGUCUUAAGCGAGUAAUGAGUGUAGGCCUCCAAGUUGAAUCUGUUUUGGGACGUAAAACGGGUAAUUUGAAAGAUAUUUAUAGUUUAGGAAGGAAACUAGGACAAGGGCAAUUCGGGACAACAUUUUUGUGUGUGGACAAAGCUCAAGGAAAGGAAUAUGCAUGUAAGUCAAUUGCUAAAAGGAAGUUGACAACUGAAGAAGAUGUGGAGGAUGUAAGGAGGGAGAUUCAGAUAAUGCAUCACUUGGCAGGGAACCCCAGCGUUGUACAGAUUGUUGGGGCUUAUGAGGAUGCUGUUGCUGUUCAUCUUGUAAUGGAGCUUUGCGCCGGUGGGGAGCUUUUCGAUAGGAUUGUAAAUAGGGGGCACUAUUCAGAGAAGAAAGCUGCUCAACUUGCAAGAGUAAUAGUGGGUGUUGUGGAAGCAUGCCAUUCACUCGGCGUUAUGCAUAGAGAUCUCAAACCUGAGAACUUCCUUUUUGUGAAUGAGGAAGAGGACUCGUCAUUGAAGACCAUCGACUUUGGCUUAUCUGUGUUCUUUAGACCAGGUGAAACCUUCACGGAUGUGGUUGGAAGCCCUUACUAUGUAGCACCAGAAGUCCUGCGGAAGCGUUAUGGUCCAGAAUGUGACAUCUGGAGUGCUGGAAUAAUUAUUUAUAUACUUCUUUGCGGUGUGCCUCCAUUUUGGGAUGAAACGGAGCAAGGAAUAUUUGAACAGAUUGUGAAAGGGGAACUUGAUUUAGUAUCAGAACCUUGGCCAGCUAUAUCAGAAAGUGCGAAAGAUUUAGUCAGAAAAAUGCUUGUGAGAGAUCCCAAAAAGCGGUUGACAGCUCACGAAGUUCUCUGUCACCCAUGGGUCCGUGUAGGCGGAGUUGCUCCAGAUAAACCUCUUGAUUCUGCUGUUCUUUCUCGUCUCAAUCAAUUUUCUGCAAUGAAUAAAUUAAAGAAGAUAGCAAUCAGGGUAAUCGCUGAAAAUCUGUCUGGAGAGGAAAUUGCAGGAUUGAAGCAAAUGUUCAAAAUGAUAGAUGCAGAUAACAGUGGACAUAUUACUCUGGAGGAACUCAAAAAGGGUUUAGAAAAAGUUGGUUCCCAUCUGAAGGAUUCAGAAAUAAACAUUUUAAUGCAAGCGGCAGAUAUGGAUAAUAGCGGUACCAUUGACUAUGGAGAGUUUAUCGCUGCUAUGCUCCAUCUAAACAAAGUCCAGAAGGAGGAUCACAUGUAUGCUGCUUUUUCAUAUUUUGAUCAAGAUGGUAGUGGCUAUAUCACGCAAGAAGAGCUCCAACAGGCUUGUGACAAGUUUGGUUUGACCAAUAUUCCCAUUGAAGAACUUAUGCGUGAAGUUGAUCAAGAUAACGAUGGGCGCAUCGACUACAAUGAAUUUGUAGCGAUGAUGCAAGAUAAUGGUUUUGGUAAGAAUGGUACAAGAUAGUGUGAGCAUCGGCAUCUCAGAGGCCUUUCAACCUGGGUUGCUCGGCCCUUUGAUCACAAACUACUGCAGAUACCGCAGAAGCAGAUUAGAACUUUGAGGUUCCCGUGCUUCAUUCAAUCUCCUGUGUUGCUGCUUUGAAUCAAAAAGGGAUUUUCUGCAGAAGUAAUGUAUGAUUGUCCUACGUCCUAGCCCAAUGCUAGUCUUCUUACCUUUUGGCGUAGUCAUAAUAUCAGUCCUGUGCUCUUGUUUCACCCUAUUAGAUGAUUUUGAUGUGUACUACAUUCAUUUUCUUGAUGAAGUUUGAUGUACAGUAUAUUUUUUCUCUUGGUAACCUGAGUUUAUUAACA
Molecule: messenger RNA, 2726 nt
Organism: Capsicum annuum
Lineage: Eukaryota; Viridiplantae; Streptophyta; Magnoliopsida; Solanales; Solanaceae
Product: calcium-dependent protein kinase 20-like
Exons: 8
Coding region: 694-2379 (561 amino acids)
Biological process (GO): protein autophosphorylation; peptidyl-serine phosphorylation; intracellular signal transduction
Cellular component (GO): nucleus; cytoplasm
Molecular function (GO): calcium/calmodulin-dependent protein kinase activity; calcium-dependent protein serine/threonine kinase activity; ATP binding
Source: RefSeq, a predicted model, not a curated record